Alosa sapidissima (American shad) is the source of this 1493-nucleotide messenger RNA. Its product is annotated as transmembrane protein 144-like. Bases 234 to 1421 code for a protein of 395 amino acids. Gene Ontology annotation, biological process: carbohydrate transmembrane transport. Lineage: Eukaryota; Metazoa; Chordata; Actinopteri; Clupeiformes; Clupeidae. The record is from RefSeq and is a predicted model, not a curated record. Gene Ontology annotation, cellular component: membrane. Gene Ontology annotation, molecular function: carbohydrate transmembrane transporter activity. The transcript is spliced from 12 exons.
UGUGAUCAACACGGAAGUGUGGAGUUGGGUUUUCUUUUGUUGUCUAUGUAUGUUUGCUAACCUCCCACAUUGUAGGCUAGGCUAAGUGCUGAAUGGGGACCUUCGAGAGGUGCAAGGAAGCCGUAGCCUAUAGAAUACGGAAAUGUUUGGUAGGGAAAAGUAGCCUAACGACGGAGUAUCCUGUCAGUUCUUGAUAACCCACUACUGCAUGCCUGCCCACUGCCUAAACAGCGAUGGAUCGUUGCGCGGUUCUCCUUGCUCUGUCCACUGUGCUGUGCAUGACAUUCGCAGCUGAUCAAACAAACAGAGAUGGACACCCAGAGGAGCAGCUACCUGCUGCCGAGCUGUCAUAUUCCCUACUUGGGAAUAUGACCACUAAUGGCACAGAUGCCACAGAAAUGGCCUACGGUUUUAUCUCGUGCGCUGUGGCCGUGGUGUUUUACGGGAGCAACUUCGUCCCUGUGAAGAAGAUAGACUCUGGCGAUGGAAUGUUUUUUCAGUGGGUCCUGUGUGGUUCUAUAUGGCUGGUGGGUCUGGUCGCAAAUUUAAUACUAAACUGCCCCCAAUUCCGGCCCCUGGCAAUGCUAGGAGGAGUUAUCUGGGCCACAGGAAAUAUAACAGUGGUGCCCAUAGUGAAGACAGUUGGUCUAGGGAUGGGAAUUCUCAUCUGGAGCUCCUUCAACCUGCUCAUGGGCUGGGCCAGUUCAAGGUUUGGCUGGUUUGGCAUCAAAGCAGAAGUGGUAGGAAACUCUGCAUUAAACUACGGUGGAGCUGCGUUGUGCUUAGUUAGUGCCCUUGUGUUUUUCUUUGUGAAGAGUGAUGUCCAGAGUGGUCGAAGAGCAGAGGAGACACCUUUACUCAUAGAUAAUGCUGUAAAUCCUGAUGAUGUGGCUGCUUCAGACGAUUCAUGGGUGGAUGGACUCCGACCAAAUACUAAAAGACUUGUAGGCUCUUGUAUGGCUGUUUUUGCAGGUGCACUAUAUGGUUUUUCCUUUGUCCCAGUACUGUACAUGAAAGCCCAUGCAGACGAUCCAGACAGUCAGUUCCAUGGAACCAGUAAAUUUGAUCUGGACUAUGUUUUUGCUCAGUUUAGCGGGGUCUUUCUCACCAGCACGGUUUACUUCCUCAUCUACUGUGCAGCAAUGAAGAACAAACCCAAAGUGUUCUCCAAAGCCAUACUACCAGGGUUUGCCUCAGGGGUCAUGUGGGCAGUAGCGACAUGCAGCUGGUUUUUGGCUAAUCACUAUCUGAGUCCUGUGAUCAGCUUCCCUAUUAUCACAGCGGUCCCAGGUCUUAUUGCAGCUGCGUGGGGAGUCCUGGUUUUUAAGGAGGUGAAGGGUUUAAAAAACUUCCUGGUUCUUGGGCUGGCCUUCUGCUUCGUGGUAGCAGGCUCAUUGUUGACGGCCUUCUCCAAGUCCUAAUCACAUAUCACCACGUGGGAGCAAAGAAGUAAAAAAAAAAAAGAAUCCAGGGUUUACUGUUUUUAUUUUUUG